UUGAGGCAGUACAGUUGUUUAUGAAUCAAAUGUGUUCAAAGAGCGGCAUCAUAUAAAUAGAUGUACAGUAUUUGAAGAAAGAGAGGGUUAUCUGACGUUUAAUCUACAAUUAAACGUUAGAAGUUUGAUCAUUAGUUUUAACUCAAGUAAUGAAAGAUAAACAUAUUUUUCCUAAAUACUUGUUUUCAACUAAAAAGAAGUCAUGGAUAUAUGCAACGGGAGAAGGCGAAAUAUAAGAACCCCAAGAAGUCUGCGGGCUUUCAAAAGGCUGGUUGAAGCACAGAACGCCAAAAUGAAGACGAAACGGGAGGUAAAACGAGAGGUGGUCAAAGUAUUGAGGGCGCUGGUGGUAGGGAACAACAACAACAACGAAGACAUCGAUGUCCCUAUAGAGGAGGACUGUUUCUCUAUGAACUAUUCCAAGAACGAGAACCUGGAACAUGCUAUAGUUAUGGCACCACGCUACAAUCUGUUGCGGGAGGUAGGAAGGGGCAGCUAUGGGGUAGUGUUCGAGGCAAUUGCUCUGAGGACUGGGGCAAGGGUAGCGGUUAAAAAACUGCAGUGCAACGCUCCCGAAAAUGUGGAACUCGCUCUGUCCGAAUUCUGGGCCUUGGCAAGCCUGGAGACGAAGCACGAGAAUGUGGUGCAGCUCGAGGAAUGUGUACUACAAAGGAAUGGCAUGGCCCAGAAAAUGAGUCAUGGAAAUAAAAGGUCCAAACAAUACCUGCGGUUGGUGGAGACUUCACUAAAAGGUGAGCGGAUUCUGGGCUACCCAGAGGAGCCGUGCUACCUGUGGUUCGUCAUGGAGUUCUGCGAGGGCGGGGACCUCAACCAGUACAUCCUGUCACGGCGACCCGACCCGCGCACCAACAAGAGCUUCAUGCGCCAGCUGACCAGCGCCGUGGCCUUCCUGCACAAGAACAACAUUGUGCACCGCGACCUCAAGCCCGACAACAUCCUCAUCUCCCAGAAGUCGGGCUUUCCUGUGCUCAAAGUGGCCGACUUCGGCCUCAGCAAGGUCUGCGCUGGCUUGGGCGCCGGUGGCAAAGACGGCGAUGAGCAUCCCACAGCUGGUGGCGGGGGCAGCGGCGACAACAAGAACGUGAACAAGUUCUGGCUGUCGUCGACUUGCGGCUCGGACUUCUUCAUGGCACCCGAGGUGUGGGAGGGCCAUUACACGGCCAAGGCGGACAUCUUCGCCCUGGGCAUCAUCAUCUGGGCCAUGCUGGAGCGGAUCACCUUCAUCGACGCUGAGUCGAAGCGCGAGCUGCUGGGCACCUAUGUGCGGCAGGGCAGCGAGAUCGUGCCGGUGGGCGAGGCGUUGCUGGGGAACCCCAAGAUGGUGCUCCACAUCCCGCAGAAGACACGCAGCACCAUGUCGGAGGGGGUGAAGAAGCUGCUGCAGGACAUGCUGGCGGUCAACCCCCAGGACCGGCCCGACGCCUUCCAGCUGGAGGUGCGGGUGGACCAAGUCACGUGUGCUGCGUGACACCGCUCCCAUUCCCCUUUCCAACCCCUGGUCAGUCAGAGAAGGGACUGCUCUUUUACCAGAUUUGUUUACUAACUGAAGGUGGGAUCACACGUCUGUACAGAGGUGUAAAAAGGGACUCUGAGCAUCUCUGAACUGUGAAACCUCCACUAUUGCUCCCAGAUAUGAAAAAAAUGGAGGGUUUGCGGUCAGCGCUACUAAAAUGAGGACACCAUUAUCGGGAAAGCUAUGCAAUCAAGUCAUAUGGGAAGUCAGUCCUCUCCCCUUCCCCCACCGCACCUUCUAUUUUAAAUUUGGAAUGUUGUUACCAAAAAGGCGAAAGACAUUCACCAAUGGACGACGAUCAGGUAUACCAGAACACGAAGUGUUCCUUGGCACACCUGAUUUGGAAUGGGGGCGGCAGUAGCCUCGAGGUUGGAGAAGCAGGUCAGCAUCCGGAGGGUUGCUGGUUCGAAUCCCACUGCUUAAGAGGGCAAAAAUCUGGUGGGAGUGAGCCGGCAACCAGAGGGUUGCUGACAUCAAUGUCUCAGGUGCCACCUACCUCUCCAACCUAAUGUGUGUUUGUGUGGAUGUGUGUGUAUAUCCAGGGGGUUAGAUAAAAUGUCCAUCCUGUAUGGACUAAUAAAGUAUAUCUUAUCUUAAUGGCCACAAGGAGUAAUAAUGAUUGUUAUUUGAUAAGCUGGUCUUCAAAAUACAUUUUUCUCAAUGUUUUUAUUUUAUUUUCAUUGGUCCGGACAUGGACUGGGACUUCCUUCUUCUCCGAUGUUGACGUGUGUUGGAUUGGGCCACAUAGGCUAGUAUGGAUGGAUAAUCUGUCAUGUAUAGACCGGAGAGGAUAACAUGUUGCACUGUGUACCUGCUAUACCAGAGUUUUAAAAAGUAUUCCUAAAUCGACUGAUGAAAAUGAUGUAGAAGGGACUUAACUUGUAUACUGUGAAUUGGAAAUGUGAAUUCAAUUCAAUACAACUUUAUUUAUAGACAAUUUAGAAAGGUGGGUUAUAUUGGGUAGUUCAGUACACAGCGCCCCAUGUCCCCGAUCCUCAAUGUGGACACAUGGCACUAGUAUCAACCAAGCGGCAUCAACACAACACCCCUGUUCCCCUCCCUCUACACCCUUGUGCCUUAUUAGAACGUCAUCAAAUGGAGGGGUAACCAAUUUGAUUCCCAAAUAAUGUGAUUUUUACAUGCAGUAUAUCAUUUCCCCUUGGUAGCAGGCCUAUAUAAUAUGAUAAUAUGUUGUGCAUUUGAAGCCAAACGGUGCCAUCUCACUAUGUCGUGGUCCUCUGUAGCUCAGCUGGUAGAGCACGGCGCUUAUAACGCCAAGGUAGUGGGUUCGAUCCCCGG
Messenger RNA from Coregonus clupeaformis (lake whitefish), 2833 nucleotides. RefSeq names its product serine/threonine-protein kinase 35. Gene Ontology annotation, molecular function: protein serine/threonine kinase activity; ATP binding. Gene Ontology annotation, biological process: autophagy; autophagosome organization; positive regulation of autophagy. The transcript is spliced from 3 exons. Gene Ontology annotation, cellular component: cytoplasm; autophagosome. NCBI's taxonomy places the organism in Eukaryota, Metazoa, Chordata, Actinopteri, Salmoniformes, Salmonidae. The record is from RefSeq and is a predicted model, not a curated record. The coding region runs from base 203 to 1489 and encodes 428 amino acids.